This is a messenger RNA of Gadus morhua (Atlantic cod), 10021 nucleotides long. RefSeq names its product apelin (gene apln). The transcript has 3 exons. Gene Ontology annotation, molecular function: apelin receptor binding; hormone activity. Gene Ontology annotation, biological process: signal transduction. The record is from RefSeq and is a predicted model, not a curated record. Bases 5032 to 5265 code for a protein of 77 amino acids. Lineage: Eukaryota; Metazoa; Chordata; Actinopteri; Gadiformes; Gadidae.
GAGACCAGAAGAUGGAGAGGAAAGAUUAAGAGAGACCAGGAGGGGGAGAGAGAGGGGGGGAGAGAGAGAGAGAGAAAGAGGGAUGGGAAAUAUACAAGACGAGGGACUGGGGUGAGAGAGAGCGAUUGCGAGAGCGAUUGCGAGUGCGUUGCGGCGGCUUCGGUGGGCGUGGGGAGGGAAGCGAGGGCCCUGGUAGCUGGUGCCGCGCGGCUACGCAGCCACAAGCACUGUGGUACAGUAUGUGCAUGCAGAGAGGUGUCGGGGAAGGGGGCUCUGCAUGUAGGCUGGGGGUGUGAAGCCUCUCAUCUUCCAGACAAACGCUUUUCUAGUUCAGUAGGCUCCGUCUCCCAAGCAUCUGUGUGUGUCGUGUGUGUGUGUGUGUGUGUGUGUGAGUGUGUGUGUGUGUGUGUGUGUGUGUGUGUGUGUGUGUGUGUGUGUGUGUGUGUGUGUGUGUGUGUGUGUGUGUACGUGUGUGUGUGUGUGUGUGUGUGUGUGUGCGUGUGUGUGUGUGCGUGUGUGCGUGUGUGUGUGUGUGUGUGUAUGCGUGUAUGUGUGUUAUUUGUGUGUCUGCAUGAAUCGAUGCAUGCAUCCAUGUACAUGGUGGUGCAUAAUUGAAUGAGUGUGCAAUAGAGAAUAAGAUUGAAAUGAGAUUGUCAGGGAGACCACGAUUUUGAGGGUGGGGUAUAGAGUUAACCGUUUCUCAUGGAGGGGUGAGGUUCAGAGUGGUACAUAUGGAGCUGCAUCUGCUAGAUUCAGAUUCUGCUAGAUUCAGGGUGGGGAUGACUGUAUCUCUGCAUGUGCGCGUGUGUGAAUAACUUCAUGUUUGUAUUCUUGGGGGGGGGGUAAAUGUGCAAUGUGCUUGCUCAGUCUUCAGCUGACAAACCAACAGAACUGCGUGUGUGCGUGUGAGCGCGUGUGUGUGUGUGUGUGUGUGUGUGACUGUAUCUCUGCAUGUGCAUUUAUGUGUGUCACUGUAACUCUGCAUUUGUGUGUGUGUGUGUGAGCGUGUGCGUGUGACUGUAUCUCUGUAGGUGCGUGCGUGUGCGUGUGCAUGUGUGUGUGUGUGUGUGUGUGUGUGUGUGUGUGUGUUUGUCAGCGGGGAACACAGUGUGCAACAGGCCACUUCAAUAAAACAGCAGCACAGCUUUCUGAAUCCAUUCAGUGUCAACACAACACAAGUACUGCGGCCUUGCCCAUGUCCUACGAGCAUCCUUGAGCCUCGCUUCAAUUACCCAUCCGUAAAAAAGCACUCCGCAUCCAGAGUGGACCGCACCACGGUAGUAGACAUGUGGUAUUUAUAAUUCAUCCUUCAGUGGAUCCCUGCGCUCUUCCCGCCUAUAACUCUUAUGGCUGGUAUGUAAACAAUCCUUCUUCAGGAAAUAGGCCUGGGUUCUCAAGGCAGCAAUCUCCUCGUCGAUAUUGAAGCUGCUGUUUUCCCCUUCCAAUGGAAACACUACAGGCCGUCGACGUCUGGGGACCCACGAGACAAAAACAACAGGCCAGUGUAGACCAUCAUAGGUACACACCCGGGCGCGCACAGAUGCGGCACACACACACGUGCACACAUCCGACACAGACACACACACACACACACACACACACACACACACACACACACACACACACACACACACACACACACACACACAUAUAUACACACACUGACAUCACUCACACACAAACAAACACACACACAGAAGAAAACAUUGUGCGCAUGUUUUCGCUGUCUCCUGAUUGCCUCUCAGGUGCAUAGAGGAGGCUGUUAUCAGUGAGUGAAAUCACCCACCGCGACAUUCACAGAGCUGGUGCUAAGGCGGCUGUCAGCGGCGGGUAUUAUUCAGAUAAGAGUUUAACUUUGAUGUAGGAGCUGGGGCGGCCCCGACCACAGCCCCAGCCACCAGCAUAUACCCCCAGCAUCACAUACACGCACAGCAGAGCGUUAAGGAUCCAGGAGAGGGAUGGUGUUUGUGAGCAGCUACUGGCUCAGGUAGCCAGCGGCCCGCAGUGAAGAAAGAAAAAAAAAAAGUCAGAAACAAUCUGGAUAUUUUGUUCAACAACAUCAAUAGGCCCCAAAGCAAACAGCGCACCAGGAAGCUUUAAAUCAUGAUCCUUGCUUUUUCACCACACGAGAGCUUCUAAUGUAAAGAAGGUGUUUUCGACCGUGGAUGUGAUUAUGUCGGCUGGGGAGAAGAAAAACAGGGGAACUUUUCCAGAUGUCCAGGAAUAACAUAAUAACAGCGGGGCAAACAGUCACAUCCGAGGGGGUUCGGUGGAAAGGUUAUUACGGGAUUAUGAAGACGCACCAAGGCUUUUCUCUUAGGCACUGGGGCUUGUAAGUGACAGCUGGUUUUUAGUCUGAAACACACAGAAACACAGGACAGACGCACGCACACACAGACAUCAAGAGACACGUUCAAUAGUUCUUGGAUCUAUUUUAUGCAUCACCUAGAUUUCCGGGUGUUGGUACCCAUGCAUCAUUGUGAGAGAAUACAGGGUAGGGAAUAAUACACAAACACAAACCCAGACGAAUCUCAUAUUGUGUCAAUGCAUCCCGUUGAGGGACUCUUGAAGAUCAAGUCGAAAACUAUAAAAUGUUCAAACUGUUGAACUCGUGGCUCUGCCUAGGCAUUCAGAACGCGUACGUCUGUUUGGCAUUAGAGCCAUAAUCCUCGCUGUACAGUGGUCGAGAUUUAUACACCAACCAGGCUUCUUUGUGGACAGCUUUGCCGACAUCUGUAGAAUAUCCCAUCUACCUACCAGCUUCAAUGGCGCACCACAAUGGCUGGGGAAAGGGUAGGAGUUCGAGAGGAGAUUAAAGAGAAAUCCUAACUCAUCUGCAAGGGAUAUAAGGUUAACCUUUGGGGCGUGCGGUCCUCCUCAGAGAGCUCAGCCCUUUGAUUACUUUGGCACAUGGGACUGGCUGGACCGACUGUCGUAAUGCAAUUCAGAAUGCUUCAAAUGAAUAAAUCUUCUCACUUGAGACAUCCCCUUGAGAGCAUGUGUGGUGAAAAAACCCAAAAAGGAAAGGGUAAACGUCAGGCCACAGGGAACUUAAUGAGACAGAGAGGGCAGCAAAAAAGGAAUACAUUUGCAUACACCGAACCCACAGAAACCCCAAAACUGUUCCAGCUAGCGGUCUAGAAAUGUGUAGAAAUGGUAUGGCAAGUUUGCUGUGGUGAACCUUUCCUUCAGAUCAAUUUCAGGUUUUCCCUACAUUUCGAUACACUAACAAGCUGCCCAGUGGCACUUUAACCAGGCUUUGAACUUUGAGGGAACAACCGGUGUUGUCAGGACAAAGGGUGUGGGGGUAGCAGUGGGUUCUGGUGGGGGGUUACACAGUCUGCUUGUUAACCAGACCUUUUUGAACCACAAGACCCUGUCCUCAGGCUGAGCCGACUCUGGUCUCACUCUGGCCUCUCUCUGGUCUGUCUCGCUCUCGCUCUCUCUCUCUCUCUCUCUCUCUCUCUCUCUCUCUCUCUCUCUCUCUCUCUCUCUCUCUCUCUCUCUCUCUCUCUCCCCAAACAAGUUAAUUAGAGGCAGAUAUUUUUCAAAAAGCGGCACAAUUGUGAAGCAGGGUCGAAAAACAAGGUGAUUUAUGGCUCUCAGUUUGAACAUUAAGUGUUACAUUAUAUCGUGGUGGCCGAAACAGAUCGGAUUCCUGAUCACUAUCGGAGUAGACGUUUUUAUUAACACCGCGCUGCUUUGCAGAGUCAAUAUUGGGGACUCUACAAUGCAUGCACUUUAAUUGCUUUCAUGCUCAAUUUGUGGGAAUUUGGGGAGGUAAAAAUAUUACCUUCCUGUUAUGUCACGCACUGUUGUGGAACAACGGCCCAUUGAAACUCUUUUCUGAACGAUUAUUUGAAUAAGUCGGUUUAAAAAAGCUAAAAAGUCCAAGUCACUUAAAGAUUUAAACAGAAAAAAGUUUGAUCAGAAGCCUUUCUGGAGGGCACUGAACAGCCUGCACUGGUUAGGAAGAACAAGGAAUUUUGUCUGUGGUUUCCAGGAAUGAUGGGAUGAUGGAUCAGGGCUAUGGCGUAUUAGGUCGGAUUUGUGAAAAAACGUAAUAACGUCUCCAUUGGGAUCAGACCGAACCCAAGCCCUAGGACACUAUAUAUCAACAUCUGUGGUGCACCUUCGAUUCCCCAGGACCCCUAGAGGACUGGGUAGCCCCUCCUCGGACCCUAGGCUCCUGCCCUGUGACCCAAAGGAAGUGGGAACCAAAAUCAUGACAUCCUUCAUCAUUAUUACAUCACUUCCAUCUGACACUGAUUCCCUUCUGUGGCCACACACACAUGCAGAACAACAGAAGAGGCCUCUGUUUAAUAAAUAAUACAUUAUUUAAGGACUAGGAAGUUGUCAUCCUGUUUUAUUUUUUUAUCUAUUGUAUCCAAUGACACUUUGUCCCUGGAGGACGAUUUAUGCGGGGGUUGGUGUCAACUGAGACACAGGGCGAUCGAAGGUUCUGCUGUUGACUGAUAGCCCCAAACACUCUCUCUCUCUCGCUCUCUCUCUCUCUCUAGCUCUCUCUCUCUCUCUCUCUCUCUCUCUCUCUCUCUCUCUCUCUCUCUCUCUCUCUCUCUCUCUCUCUCCCCCGCCUGGUUCCUGAUGGUUAUUUUGGGAUAAGACAGGGCCCCUUGCUGCGUCCCUCUAUUUCAACCUUCUUUUUACACCCCCCACCCCCUUAGCUUCACUACAGGACCCCCAGAUCAUGAGCAGAUGUUUAUGAAAGUCAAAAGAGAGAAACAAUAUAUAUGGAAUGUGUAAACACCCAUCGCUGUCAGGUAAACAGUUUACCCAGGCUGCUAAUGGGUACCAUGUGCCUGUGCAGGACUAACACACUCUGGGCUGCAGGGCUUACCUGCACUGCCACUUUGGACAGCUCAAUCCAUCAAUAAGGAGCAGCAGGAGUUUUAUGUUUGGUUUAAAGUACCGCACAUUAAAAUCUUUAGUGGCCCUGAUUUUAAAUGAUCAGGUGUUUAGGUCGAUGAAACCGUACAUUGUGUGUUGAACAAUAGGUAUCUUACAGCGUGAAUGUCGCUUAAAAUGUUAUUCUAUUUAUUUGUUUGUGUUGUCUCAGACGAUAAAGAUUGGUCCUCAAGUCCCAUGGCCUCCACGGACCGCGGCAGAGCUCUGGAGGCCGGCGCCCCACCCAGGAGGGUCCCGCCGCAGAACCCGGGCCGGGGCGGACAGACCCACAGACCCGCGGGCUGGAAGAGGAGACGCCCACGACCCCGUCUCUCCCACAAGGGGCCCAUGCCGUUCUAGAAUAAGGCACUGCUUUGAGCGCCCUCCCCCAGGUCCUGUUUCCUCUGCUCUUCCUUUGCCUCGGGGGACCUUGCUACGAAGGGCCAAUGCUUGCCCAGCCUGAAGAGUGACGUCCACAGCACCUGCUGGUUCUUCAAGCUACUCUGUCCACAAAAGAAAAAUCAGGACAAACCACUCACCCUCAGCUCUGAGAAGAAUUUGGGGCAGGGAAAUGGGGUGGUGGUGGGUGGAGGGUGAUGGGUUGGGUGGGGGGGGGGGGAUAUGUCUUCAGCCCGAGCAACCAGAUUCUAUUUCUCUGUCUCUCGCUCUCUCUUUCUCCCCCCGCCCCCCCUCAAUACGACCCUACUUGGCCACCUUUCUAUUUAUCUCGUUCUCUAUUAGUUAUCAUUACUAUUAUGAUUAUUAUUAUUAUUAUUAUUAUUAUUAUUAUUAUCAUUUGUUGUUUCGAGCCCGCUCAUAACCAUCUCCCUGCGGUUCUCACACAGUUUGCAUGACAUGUGGUGGAGAUGGAGUCCAGUCCUCGUACAUUCUCAGUCUUAACGCAUCUGUCGGCAUGAUGUGGCGUUCCCAUCUCCCUUCUCCCCUCAGCCGCUGACUCCAAUGCUGGCUUUGCUAUUUGUGGCCACGCUUUUCGCCAGUUUUUUAGAGGGUGCUGAUUGGUCGCGUCUACGGAUAUUCAGUUCUCAUUGUAACCCUUUAAAAAAAAAACAACAGUCUUUAGACCCAAAGAAAGCACAGGUGCGUGACCUUGCGAUCACCUUCGCUAUAACCUACAUCUGCCCCGGGUAGACCCCCCUUUGUCUUGCUAAUCUGUUGUAAUUGGCGGAAUAAUACUGCAUUGAGAUAAAAGCUUCCUGCGUAGCUAUUUCGGUGGUGCUAAGCCUCAUUAGCACCUUGAUGCUCUCCCAAGUUACCCACACUGUAGUGUCCUUUGACCUCAAAAUCCCAACACCAGAUCCCAGUUCCAAUCCAGACCCUUCCGUCCCAAACCCCUCCACCACGCUGGCUAGCCUGCUGCUCUGAGUGGCUGCUCCUCACGACUGUUCACUGGCAGGGGUGGUCUGCCACAGCGAUGAUGGACCACCAGGCCUUUUAUAUAAAGUGCCAAAUACUAAACUACUACACAAUGCUGCCAGAAAUGAAAAAGACACGUCAAAUACACCGAGAGAGAAGGAGAAAUGAGAGAAGGAAAAAACAAAACAUGUUACCUCCUGUUUGAAGUCUUUAUACACUGACAUAUUAUGCAUCAUUCAACAUUUCUGUAAAAAAAGAAACUGCAAAAAAAAAAAUCACAUUUAGAGGGUGGUAGCAACGAUGAUUAGACCAAAAUACCAUAAAAUAUCUGCCAGCUCAGUCAAUAAUGACACCACGCUCAGCCUACCACUAGUGCUAUAGGUGUAUUACUGUUUAAAACAAGACUAGUGGGAUCCUCACAUGGAGAUAUUUGAUCGACGGAAUGCGAUGCCUUUCCAUCAUACUGGAUUCUAUUAAUAUUUAGAAUUUUGUUUCGUUCUACAAGUUAUAUGUUUUUUUUCUUUUUGUUUUCUCAGGGUGUCUGUGAUAGAAAGCCUAGACCAGAGCCGUCUAUUUUGUGCAUUUAUUUAUCUAUGAACACACGCAUACAGAACAUUUAUAUCUUAUAUGAACAUAUUUUCGUAUAUCGUAUCUCUUUACUCUACUACCCUCUAUGUAUAAGCCAGUGUAGCCCUCCUUGCUAGUCCUAAGUGUAUCCCAAUAGUGGGUACUGUUGCCUUCCUAGCUAGCCCUACCAUAGCACAGGUGGCCGUGGCUUUGAUCAUUACGCUCAUUAAAUCCCACGGUUAAUCUUUCUCAGAUGGAUUUCCCCGAGGCAGCCUGGGCCCACUUAAAGUCUGAGCUCAUAGUCAAAUUGGCUUAGACUAAAAACCACUCCCAUCCACCUUUCCAAUUCCCAAACCCAUUUGAUUUGUCUAACAAGAGUCACUGGGUUACAGACUUCGAAGAACCACUACGACUUGUUAGAGCGCUCGAGUCCGUUGUUACGUUUGGGGAGUAAAGAAAAUAAACCCCUACAUCCAAAUGACUGCGGCCGUCACGUCCACUUAGCAAGCUUAACUAGUAAAACUGGUAUCGACUGGGUAAUGCCACGAGGUUUAAAUCGGUUAACCUUUAUUCUCAAUACACUCUCCCAUCUGUUUCCACAUCUCAUGCAAAUACAAAGCAACGCAUCGUGUUUCCCCAUCCAACCACGGUAGGCUUUUUUUUACAUCAUUUUCUUUUCAAGAGGAGAGCAUUUGAAAUCACAGUGAUAUUCCUAUCCCGCCCCAUUUCCACCUUGAUAAAAAAUGUAUUCGAUCCUAGGGCACUGUGAAGGAGUAAUAAUUUCAGUUCCACCAUUAUUAUUUCAUAACCUCUCAGACAGAGAUGUAGAUUUCAUUAAGGAUCCGUGGGUGAUGAGAGCGCGUGGCUGAGCGUGUCUCAUGUAUUAUUGGGGGGGAAAGGUGGUAAGACGACUGAAAAGCCACAGGAGUGGGGAUGCUGUAUGGAGACUGGGGGUUGGAGGGUUGGGUGGUUGGGAUGGGGAGGGGGGGGGUGGUCCAAGUUCAAUUUAUUCCCCGUGUCAGGCGUUGCUGUCGGGGAGCUGAGCAGCGCCUGUGUGUCCGCACUGUUCUUCAUGAAUGUAUCCUCGCCCCGCCGCCAUUCACACCGGCCCCGCUGCCCUUCUCCAGAGACACGCCGCAGAGCAGAACAAGAACACAGGUUUUAUGUAGAAGUACCAUUUAUGAAUGUGGUCUGGAUAUCAGUGGUUGGAUCUAAAAAAAAAGAAAAAAAACAACACGGAAAAAACCAAAUAUUUGUUAGAAUUACGAUCCCCUUCCGAGUCCUUUCGGUAACGUCUAACUCCCCCCUGUGUAGAUGUGGCUUCGCUCCGAGACUUCUCUGUAAUGGUUUGCAAGGCUGCAAUUUUUUUGCAAACUCCAUUAUGCUGCUGGACAUUCAAACCCUGAAAAACAAGAGUCUCUUGGUAUGGAAUGGUUUUUCGCAGUGUAUUGUGACGAUUUCUUUGUCUUAUUCUCGUCUCGCUGGUUGUCCAAAGCUUACUUUUUAUUUAUUUUUUAAUACAGUAUGGAGAAGAAAAAAAAACUGUACUCUCUCUUUUGUGGAUGUAACAAAAAUAGCUAAGUAGUCUGCAGCACAAUAGGUCGUGGACGCGGUGAAAGCUUUCAGAGGCACGGUCUUCAUGUAGGUCCCCCCACUAACCUGCACCCCGGUCUGAGCAUUGGGGUGAGGAGGGAAGAGCAAACCCGCGCUCAAACUCAAAUGGUAAACCACUACAUUAUGCUCGGGGAGCAAAACCAUUUCCUAGAAAAAUGGUAUUUUCCAGCAAGGCUCACACACACAAGCACACACACACACACACACACACACACACACACACACACACACACACACACACACACACACACACACACACACACACACACACACACACACACACACACACACACACACACACACACACACACACACACACACACACGUACAUACACAAGCACACACACAUUGUUUCCUCUCCACCUCUUCUUUGACGUAAUGAUCACAGGCCUCAGUAAUGCUCCUAUGCACUUGUUAGCAUGUUUCCCACAUAGGCCCCAUGUUUUGUUUUGGGUUUUGGGGUUGAUAGCCCCCCCUCCCCCCUCCCCUCCAUUGUGUUGGGCAUUUCUUUUUUUUUAAAAUGCAUCUGGAUAGGAAUGACAAGGAAGGAAUGGCAAAGUGGAAAUGGUUUAUGGGAUGUUUAGGAUGUGUUAAAGAGGAAAUUUAAUGUUAGCCAUCGGUUGCUGCGUUCUACCAAAUGUAUAGAAUGUCCCCAGAUUCCUUAAAAAUAUAUAUAGAGAUUUUUAAUUUUUAAAUAUCAGUGCGUAUGCAUAUUUUUUACAGUUCUCUGUCAGGCAAAUUCAUCAAAAGGGGAUAUCCAACAUUUAGGUCAGUAAGGAAAGUAAAGUUACCUUCAAGACACAUUCCAUUAUUUACCUUGUGCAUCUUAACACACAUUUUACGGUAUCAUGUUGGCCUUCCGAGUAAGCAUCUGUAGAAUCGUGUGGUGGACAUUCAACCCAAUGAAUGCAACCGCACGCUCCCACGGGCCAGGCAGUCCAACGUGAGAUUAGAUUGUAUAUCCAACGGGAAAAAGGAAUUUAUCCGUCAUCAUCCCCAGCUUCAAAAUAAGACUUCCUCUACCCCCUGUAUUUGAUUAUACCCUCCCCCCCCUCUUAUCCAGUUGUGACAGGUUUUAUCCCACCUUAUGUAAACUAAGGCGUCCAACAUCACCACCAUUGUAAACCGUUGGAGGAGGGGGAAUGGCAGAGUCUGUAGGUUUACACACCAUUGUGACAGUGUUACUAGGUCUCAAGCAGAUACUAUUUUAAAAAGACAACGUAUUACUCCUGAUCUUCUAAACUCUGUUUAUGGUGUGAGCCCAUAUUAUUCACCAGGCCAAAUGUACAGUCCCUGUCUCUGUUUUGAUGUUGAACUGGACAAAAAUACAUGAAUGAAUAAAUAACUAAAUAAAUGAAUAAAACAAGUGUAUCAGAAAUGGUUGAAAUACUGUGUACAUAUUUGAACUUUUGGUUUCUAAUUUAUAAAAGAUAAGCUUUAGCUCUUGGAGUAAUUUUUUGUUUCCUUUCAUGCGUAGCUUUGUGUUUUAUUUUCUAUUUCUGUAAAGUGUGUAAAUAUAUCUUUAUGAUAAUAAGUAAUAUUAAAAUCUUAUUUUAAGAAA